UGUGUACCUGGCCAAGGAAGAGGACCUCCCUUUUUAUAUGACGUUGUCAGAGAAUAUCGAGUGUCAGGGCCUAUUCGGUGAGAGAGGAUGUACGACGACCUCUUGUUGAUAGAAAGAAGAUUUCACUUUCAGGGAGUGACAAACCACUAAAAUAUUCCCUAGCGUAGAGUAGUUAUUCUCUGCACAGGAUGUUAUGACUCUGAUAUUGUUGUCGCUUAGUGCUUUCCGUCCAGCCCAAGUUUAGUUACAGAUAACUCGGGAUGACCGCUCAGAUGCACUAUCAGGAUUGGGCCUUGAUAAAGAAGAUGAGUCGUGAUGAAUCGACCGAGUCUAUUCGAGACUGUAGCGAGGGACUCCAUCUUUCACAAUUUUACCAUUGAAUAAUCGGUCAGGAGUUGUCUUAGUAAAAAUACCGAAAUCACUUAAUUUAUAAAAUCCGAGCUAUGGGAAAUUUGAUCAGUUAGGGGCAUAUCAGCUACUAUUCCAAACUUCGUCUUAUGUCUCAGAUCUGGGAUUUACCCUGACCAUGUCUGAUCAGGAAUUAUGCAGUUGAUGUCACUAGGUGGUCUAACUCCCGUCUUUCCUUGACUGCUGAUCGUCAUAUUCUCCUUACUAUUAAUUGUCACGUCUUCUUAACUUUUGACUGCAAUAUAUUCUUGAUUUUUGACUGUCAUAUAUUCUUGAUUUUUAACUUCCUGAUUUUAUUAGACCCCUCCUUUAUGUAUCGUAUCAGUAAACAUUCGAUUUAAAGAAUGAUUGCACAUGAAAAAUGAUUAUGUAAAUUUAAUAAAUUAAAUAAUUUACUCUGAAUUUCAAAAAUAUUAUAAAUAAAUUGACAUGAAUUGUUUUAGUAUCAUAUCUAUUCAAAUUUUGACUCAGGAGGAGUUUUACUGGGUAACCAAAGCCUUAAACUAAUAUUUCGUCUAUCCCAGGCUAAUGGAGCACAAAUAAAGCUAGUGUAGAGAUGAUUGGCUAGUCUACAAGUCGAAGUGGCUUAUGACACGGGCCACCUCCUCACAGAAAAAGAUCGCAUUUACCCAUCAAUCAAUAAAGUUAGGAGCAGAGAACAAAAGAAUAACAAUAAUAAUCGAGUGACCACCAUCCAAUUUCUCAAUUUCAAAUCGAACAAAGGCGGUGCGCAUCAGUCGCCACGCCCAUCAGGAAAGCGAUCCGAUGGCGGUGGGAAACGGGGGACCAGCCGCGGAGACACGGAGCCGCCCGCCCCUCGAAACCCCAGGACUUUGGAACACACCUAACGCCACCGCUUUAAUAUCUAGACUCAACCCCACUACUCCACCCAAAGCGGUAACCGCACUACCCCCUAACCCAUCCCUCAUUCCCUCUUCUCCGGCCUUCAUCAACUUAACUCUAGGCUCGAGUUACCCAACCCCCGGUGAGCAAUAUAUAACUCCCCCACUGCCCUCUUCGCCACUUGCCCCACUCUUCCGACUUCGUUUCCACCAUUUCUUGUUGCCCAAGUUUCCAACAGCAGAUUAUUAUUUUUUUUUAUAUAAAAAAAAUUGAAUCAAUUUGGAAAUCAGAAGGAAGGGGAACAGGACUGCCCUGGAAUCGAGUAGUAGUUGAUGAGCGAUCGAAGGAGAUGAGCUGCAACGGAUGCAGAGUUCUCCGCAAGGGCUGCAGCGACUCCUGCCUGCUGCGGCCUUGUCUCCAGUGGAUCGACUCCGCCGAGGCUCAAGCGCACGCCACUGUCUUCGUCGCCAAGUUCUUCGGUCGCGCCGGCCUCAUGUCAUUCAUCUCCUCCGUCCCCCCUUCACAACGCCCAGCUCUGUUCCAAUCCUUGCUGUUCGAGGCAUGCGGGCGGACCAUCAACCCGGUGAACGGCGCCGUGGGCCUACUGGGGACCGGCAACUGGCAUCUCUGCCAGGCAGCCGUGGAGACCGUCCUCCUCGGCGGCGCGCUCCGCCCUCUGUCGCAAUUCGCGACUGAGGGUCACUGCGACGAGGCAUCGCCUGAGGCAGACGGCCUCAGCCCCCCUCCGAAAAUAGGGUUCUCUUCCUUCUCAACGCUCAAGCGACGGAAAGCGCCAGUUCCAUCCUACGAAGACGGAGCGCCGUCGUGCGAUCUGGACUUGUGUCUGGUUCCUCCAUCCCCGCUCGGGGGAGCGAGGGACGAGAAGCGGAGUUGGCGGCCAGGGACACCGUCGAUGAACUCCGAGGGUUCGGUGACGACGAGCGGCGGCGAAAGCCCCGGAAGCGACCCACCCGCCGCCGAACCGAGGCUUCUCAAUCUCUUCGUUUGAAGACGGUUGGUUCCAUAGACUGCCCGCCCUCGCGUCCCUACCCGCUUUGAUCCCGGCGAAAGUUUUGCUGUUGCCCAUAGCCGGCGAGACUCGCAGAUUAAUAUUUUAAUUCUGGUUUUUUAUGGUAACAAGCCGGCUGGAUGCUACCAUUUGGUACAUAAUUAGUGCCCUUAACCUGAUCCACUAAAUAAUAAUAUCUCAUAAUUAGCUUCCUAUCUACAUGGGAAUAAUUAUUUCUUGUACCUAUCUAAACUUGUAGUUGCUGGAUUUUAAUCGAAGACUCAAGUUGCAAUUUUUAACCACCCCAUGUGGUGGAAAAUUAUGAAUCGUCUCCAGAAAAAUCAUAUAAGUUAACGGGACGAUUUCUUUCUGCUUAAUUCGCCAGAUUUAAGCUGCCCUUCUAAAAGAUGCAGUGCCUUCCGAUGUGUCAUACUUAUCCAAACCUCUUGCGUCUUUCACUAUUCCUUUUGACGGCAACAAAGAAGAUAGGGAGAGGUGAAGUCCGUCGGGUAGUGGAGAGAGAAAGUGAACGGCCUUUGGCGAAGCGGAGGAGCCGCGACUGCAGCGGAAGGGAAGGCAUCCCGUCUCCCGCGCGGUGGGCGCUGAGGCGGUGCGAUUGUUUGUUUGUAAAUAAAUCUUCGCUAGCUUUACCAUGGCCAAUACAUGCGGUGCAGUUGAUUCCAACACGCCGCCUUCACUUGCGCCUCGCACCGCCGCGUUCGGUGGCGGGACCCCCUCUCCACUCUCCCUGCUACUGCUACUUGCGCACCGAACCUUCUUCCUUCCUUUUCUCUCUCUUUUUAUCACGAAGACGGGGCGAAUCGACGGUCUUGGGGAAUCAGGAAGAAAUCCGUCGAUGGGCAUGGGAUGAUGGAGGAAGAUGCUGCAGAAGAAGAAGAAGAUAGGAAAGGGGAGGAACCAGUGGCGUCGCAACUUGGAGAUUUUGAUUGUUUUGGAUCGAAAAGAAGUAGCGCGCGGCCGUGGUGCAUGGGUAAUUAAUGUCCAGGCGGUGCGCAGCGUCA
Molecule: messenger RNA, 3282 nt
Organism: Zingiber officinale
Lineage: Eukaryota; Viridiplantae; Streptophyta; Magnoliopsida; Zingiberales; Zingiberaceae
Product: LOB domain-containing protein 37-like
Exons: 2
Coding region: 1601-2260 (219 amino acids)
Biological process (GO): regulation of gene expression
Source: RefSeq, a predicted model, not a curated record